Messenger RNA from [Torrubiella] hemipterigena, 1707 nucleotides. Lineage: Eukaryota; Fungi; Ascomycota; Sordariomycetes; Hypocreales; Clavicipitaceae. The record is from the annotation of a GenBank genome assembly.
AUGGAUGCAACUGCGGGAGUAUUCAAACGAACGCGACAGGAUGCGGCUGGCGACUACAGCACGUUGGAGGAGAAUAUGAUAGCCGAGCUCUACCGAGAGUGGCCCAACGAUGCCGGCUUCGAGGGCUUGACGGAGCAUCAGGGCCCUAUCAAUCUGACGGUCAAGGGCGUCAUCCCUCCAUGGGCUGCUGGGACGCUGUUUCGCACUGGCCCAGGUGUGAGCUCAGUCCCAGAUACUCCGCGUGGUGAGCACCUUGUUUCCCACUGGUUUGAUGGCUUCGCGCAUUCGCACAAAUUUGAUCUUGUCUUUGACAGUGGCGAUGCCAAGUCGUGCUCUGUGGUGUAUUCAUCCUGCCGACAGUCGCAGGAGUUUAUUGACCAUGUCAAGGCCAAGGGAUGGCGUACGGGUAUAUGUUUUGGCCAGAGAGCCGACCCAUGUGUGGGCAUCUUUUCCAAAAUGUCGAUUGUCUUCCGGCCACUGGCAUCAACUUCCAACAACAACAAUGUCAUGCCUAUGGUUGGUGCGGCUGGCUUUCCAGCCGGCGACAAGAAGGACAAGAAUCUUUUGGUCCUUACCGACUCCGCCACCGUGCAGACGCUGAAUCCUGACACGCUACAGCCCAUUGGAUUUGUCCGUCAGGCAGCUUUGCACUCGUCGCUCAAAGGCCAGCUGUCUUGUGCCCAUGCCCAGCGCGACCCGGAGACGGGCGACUGGUUUAACUUUAAUCUUGAGUUUGCCAGGAUCCCUACCUACCGCGUCUUCAAGGUGGAUGGAAGGACAGGCAAGACGGAGAUUCUUGCCACAAUCGCCGACAAGGAGGUCGACCCGGCCUAUAUUCAUAGCCUCUUCUUGACUGAGAAUUAUGUCGUCCUCUGUAUCCCCUCUGCUAAGUACGCUUGGGCAGGUAUGAGCAUUCUAUGGCGCUUCAGCUUACUAGAAGCUAUCAAGCCCUUUGAUACCAAGGCGCCGUGCCGCUGGAUUGUCAUUGAUAGACGCCAUGGCAAAGGUGUUGUGGAUCGCUUCAACACUCCUGCCGGCUUCUUCUUCCACAGCACCAACUCGUUUGAGGAAACAGUCGAAGUGGACGGCCAAAAGAGAGUCCGGCUGAACCUAGAGCACGCGGCCUUUAAGAACCUCGACGUCAUGCAGAUCUUUUACUAUGACAACUUGCUCAACCGCAACGGCGCGGCUUCGAAGCUGCUCACAGAGACCGAGACCUACCAGAACUCAGUGCCGCAUCUCAUGCGAUAUACCCAUACGCUGCCUGCUUCAGGAUCGCCAGCGUCGUCAUGGGGUGCUGCCAAGGAGGCCACGCUCGCGUUCAAGGUUACUACCCCCCACGCAGGCGACCUACCCGUCAUCAACCCUGCGUAUGCGACCAAGAAGCACCGCUAUGUUUGGGGCGUUUCUACGCGCGGCCUUAGUCUGUUCUUUGACUCGAUUGUCAAGACGGACACGGAGACUGGUGAUGCGCUCAUCUGGAGCGGUGGUAAGGGCCAUACGCCGUCCGAGAUGGUUUUUGUGGCGCGGCCUGGUGCGACGGACGAGGAUGAUGGCGUGGUGCUAAGUAUUGUGCUGGACGGCAAUAAGGGCCAUUCGUACGUGCUUUGUCUGGAUGCGAAGACGCUGGAAGAAUUGGGCAGGGCUGAGGCGAACUUUGCCAUUGCGUUUGGUUUACACGGUGUGCAUGUCCCGUCUAAGGUAUAG